UCUCCCUCUCCCACUGCUCUCGCGCAGUAAUCCCCUCUCAGUGGCGCACAUGCUCAGUACGGAUCGCGCUUUUGCUCUCUCUCUCUGUAAUGGCUGCGGGAUGAAGGAGGGAUGAAGUGAUCCGGGAUGCCUCUUGCCUGUGCCCGCCACACGCUGCAAUCCUCCGCCAGCAUGGCUCAUGAUCGGCCCGAGAAACGUCGCGAAGCCUAGUCCAGACGAGCCGCGAUACUUUUGCUUCUUUCAGUGCUGGUGUGAGGCUGAGUGCUGUGUGCGUCUGUGGUGGAAGAGUGGCAUGAUGGCGCUGAAGGAACGGAUGGAGGCCGUACUGAACGUGGGUCUCCGUGUGCCCAGCAUCAUGCUGCUGGAGGUGCUGUACCGCUGGGAUGUCAGCUCCUUCUUUCAGAAGAUCCAGAGGAGCAGCCUCAACAACAACCCCCUCUUUCAGUACAAGUACCUGGCCCUCUACCUGCACUAUGUGGGUUACAUCCUGAGUCUGGUUCUGCUGACCUUGCCUCGGCAGCGGCUGGUGCAGCUCUACCUGUAUGUCCUCACCGCUCUGCUGCUCUUCGCUGGCCAUCAGAUCUCAAGGGACUACGUGCGUGGUGAACUGGAGUCUGGCUAUGAGGGGGUGCUGUACCUGGAUCCUCUAUCCAUGAACCGUUUCACUACAGCACUCAUCUGCCAGCUGGUGGUGUGUACUCUGUGCUCCUGUGUCAUGCAGACCAAGCGGAUCUGGCUCUUUUCAGCUCACUUGCUCCCUCUGGUGGCCAGGCUGUGCCUUGUCCCUCUGGAGACCAUCGUUUUUGUGAACCGCUUUGCCAUGAUCUUCACUGGACUGGAAGUCAUCUACUUCCUGGCCUCCAAUCUGCUGGUGCCCUUCAACUUGGCCAAGACCGCAUACAGGGAGCUGGCACAGGUGGUGGAGGUGUAUGGACUGUUGGCUUUGGGUAUGUCCCUCUGGAAUCAGCUUGUUCUGCCAGUGCUCUUCAUGUGCUUCUGGCUGGUUCUGUUUGCCCUGCAAAUCUACACUUACUUCAGCACCAGAGACCAGCCCACCUCCAGGGAGAGGCUUCUCUUCCUCUUCCUCACCAGCAUUGCUGAGUGCUGCAGUACUCCAUACUCUCUGCUGGGAUUGGUCUUCACCGUGUCAUUUGUGGCUCUGGGGGUGCUAACACUUUGCAAGUUCUACUUGCAGGGUUACAGGGCCUUCAUGAAUGAUAACACAAUGCACAGGGGUAUGACGGAGGGCAUCACUCUGUUGAUCCUGGCAGUUCAGACUGGCCUGAUUGAGCUCCAGGUUAUCCACAGAGCUUUCCUCCUCAGCAUUAUCCUCUUCAUUGUGGUAGCUUCCAUUCUGCAGUCCAUGCUGGAGAUCGCUGACCCCAUAGUGCUGGCACUGGGGGCCUCCAGGGACAAGAGUUUAUGGAAGCACUUCCGUGCAGUCAGCCUGUGUCUGUUCCUGCUUGUGUUCCCAGCUUAUAUGUCCUAUAUGAUCUGCCAGUUCUUCCACAUGGACUUCUGGCUCCUUAUCAUCAUCUCGUCCAGCAUCCUAACCUCUCUGCAGGUGUUGGGCACUCUUUUGAUCUAUGUACUUUUCAUGGUGGAGGAGUUCAGAAAGGCUCCUGUGGAGAACAUGGAUGAUGUGAUCUACUGUGUGAAUGGCACAUACAGGCUGCUGGAGUUUCUGGUGGCGCUAUGUGUGGUGGCCUAUGGUGUGUCUGAGACAGUAUUUGGGGAGUGGACAGUGAUGGGCUCCACCAUCGUUCUAGUUCACUCCUACUACAACGUUUGGCUUCGGGCUCAGCUGGGCUGGCAGAGUUUCCUCUUGAGGCGGGAUGCUGUUAACAAGAUCAAGAGUCUGCCCACCGCUUCUCACCAGCAGCUUCAGCAACACAACGAUAUCUGCUCCAUCUGUUACCAGGACAUGAUUUCAGCUGUGAUCACACCCUGCAGUCACUUUUUCCAUGCUGGUUGCCUGAAGAAGUGGCUCUACGUACAGGAGACAUGCCCUUUGUGCCACAGUCAGCUGAAAGGUUUGCCCCAAUCUGGCCCUCCAGCCCAGGAUGUGCCUGCACAGUCGGAAGGAGCUCUGAAUGAGCCUCCUCAGCCUGAGGCCUGUCUCCAGGAGGCUCAGUCAGAAGUAUCAGCUCAGGCCUCAGGCUCUGAGCUCUUAGCUGAUGUGGAAGGUGGAGGGGAAGGGAAAGCCUUGUUGCCCCAUGCUAACAGUGGGGCCCUGUCCACUGGGUAAUGCCUGUUUGUUCCUGGCCCUUAGACCAGCCACAUCCUGUGAUGUCACACUCACCUUACACAAUGAAAGUGAAUAUGUCUGAUAUAAGCUUCACUGGGUAGCUUUGUUACCCACUGGGUGUUGUACCUCUUGCUGUAGGAGCUAUAUGCCCAUCAGACAUCCUUACAAUCAAAUCCUUGAAAGCUGUCCUUUGUAUCUGCAAACCUGUUGUCCGCUGCUGUUUCUUGCUUUCAUUUACUCCCAUCCCUGUGCAUUAUGGAGGCAGUUUGGUAACAGGAAUGCCUAAGUUAAAUGAGGGUACGUUUAACCCAUAUAUGCUUACCAUCUUCAGCCUUCAAAACUACACCACCUCCAUGCCAGCCCACUACCUAAAUCCCCCCUGCCACCCACAAGACUGCAAAACCGAGAGGUCUAGACCUUACCAACCUGAAUGUGAUCAUGUGACCCUUAAAGUCAGCGCUUUGGUGCUCUGUAAGCACCCAGCAUGUAUUUGCAAGCACGCUUUAAGCAUCCUCAAGGCAGAUUUUUUUCCCCCAGUUAUUAAUAUUUAUUUGUCUUUAGAUAUAUAUAUGUAUAUGCCACUGCAUUUGCACUAAUGUAACAUAAAGCAAUGCUCCAAAGUUGUCUUGUCAGGUACCAAAUAUUUUGGUGUGUAUGCAUUGAAACAAGUCAUAGAUACGACAUAUAGCUGUGUACAAAUGUUUGUGUAAAAAGGUUUUGAUAUGCAAAAGUACAGUGUUACGCAGCACCAGGACUUGAAUGAAGUGGCCCGAAGCUUGAAUGAGCACUUUAGUGACCUCUAGUGGUAAGAGUGGGAAAAGCUGAAGGCCACGGAUAAUGGACUGGUGCCACUAGAUGAUCAAACUCCCUGUCAUCAGUAUUAUAAAUUGGCAUUUAUUGCAUUUGUGAGCAUGACUACAUUUAACAAUGUAUGAGCGAACUUGGCAAAUGCCACUUUUUAUUUAUUUGUUUUUCAACUUAAUGAAUUUUCACACAUUUACGCAAAGAAUGUUUUCAAUAUAUUUUGCCAUUUGAAAUCUAACUUUCAGAAUGGAGAGCCUGAACCUUGCAUCAUUCUGAUUUUGUUCUCUUGUUUGCUAUUUUACUACAUGAACAUGUGAAAUGAUGUCCUGAGAACGCUGACUACUGUUUGACUUGCAGCUGAGCUCAGAUAAAUAUGCCUGAGGUUUGAUAUUACUGAACCUGAAUAUCAGAAUAAAUCAAAACCUACCGUACUAAA
This is a messenger RNA of Pygocentrus nattereri (red-bellied piranha), 3488 nucleotides long. RefSeq names its product ring finger protein 145a (gene rnf145a). Gene Ontology annotation, cellular component: endoplasmic reticulum; endomembrane system. Gene Ontology annotation, molecular function: ubiquitin protein ligase activity; zinc ion binding. The record is from RefSeq and is a predicted model, not a curated record. NCBI's taxonomy places the organism in Eukaryota, Metazoa, Chordata, Actinopteri, Characiformes, Serrasalmidae. The transcript has 11 exons. The coding region runs from base 179 to 2248 and encodes 689 amino acids.